AUGUCCGUGCGGGUGAAACGGGAGCGGAGUUCCCGUGAGCUGUCUCCACGGAACUCGCUGUCGAGCCGGGUUAAACAAGAGCCGGUUAGAGAGGGCGGUGCAUGUAGGGAGAGCGGUGCAGCUCGAGGCUUGGUGGGCCGGGACGUGGUGCGCGUGAAGCGAGAGGCCGACGACGACGAGCCCCGAAUUAAGCGGGAGCCUGAAGAGGACGACGAGGAUGAGGAGCCCACCGUGAAGUAUGGUCGAUUUGACCCAGAGGAUCGGCGGAGCAGGCACUGCCCAUACUUGGACACCAUAAACAAGAGUGUUCUGGACUUUGAUUUUGAGAAGCUGUGUUCAAUCUCACUGUCACAUAUUAAUGUCUACGCGUGUUUGGUAUGUGGAAAAUAUUUCCAAGGUCGAGGCUUGAAGUCCCACGCUUACAUUCACAGUGUACAGUUCAGCCACCACGUCUUCCUCAACCUUCACACCUUGAAGUUCUAUUGCCUGCCAGACAACUAUGAAAUCAUCGACUCGUCCCUUGAGGAUAUCACUUAUGUUUUGAAGCCCACCUUCACUAAGCAGCAAAUAUCCAACCUGGACAAGCAGGCCAAACUUUCUCGAGCCUACGAUGGCACCACGUACCUGCCUGGCAUUGUGGGACUGAACAACAUCAAAGCUAAUGACUAUGCCAAUGCGAUACUCCAGGCACUAUCUAAUGUCCCGCCCCUGCGGAAUUACUUCCUGGAGGAGGAGAACUAUAAGAACAUCCAGCGCCCUCCUGGAGACAUCAUGUUUCUGCUUGUCCAAAGGUUUGGGGAGCUCAUGAGGAAGCUGUGGAAUCCCCGGAACUUCAAAGCUCAUGUUUCUCCCCAUGAAAUGCUGCAGGCUGUAGUUCUGUGCAGCAAGAAGAACUUCCAGAUCACCAAGCAAGGUGAUGGAGUUGACUUCCUUUCCUGGUUCUUGAAUGCCUUGCACUCUGCCCUUGGUGGGACAAAGAAGAAGAAAAAAACCAUCGUGACAGAUGUGUUCCAGGGCUCCAUGCGGAUAUUCACCAAGAAAUUGCCACACCCAGAUCUGGCAACAGAGGAGAAGGAACAGCUACUCCAAAAUGAUGAGUACCAGGAAAAAAUGGUGGAAUCCACCUUCAUGUACCUGACCCUGGACCUCCCCACAGCCCCCCUUUACAAAGAUGAGAAAGAGCAGCUCAUUAUUCCCCAAGUGCCACUUUUCAACAUCCUGGCCAAGUUCAAUGGAAUUAUGGAGAAGGAAUAUAAAACCUACAAGGAGAAUUUCCUGAAGCGCUUCCAGCUCACCAAGCUGCCUCCAUACCUCAUCUUCUGCAUCAAGAGGUUCACCAAGAACAAUUUCUUCGUGGAGAAGAACCCAACCAUUGUCAACUUCCCCAUCACGAACGUGGAUCUUCGGGAAUACCUCUCUGAGGAAGUACAGGCUGUGCAUAAGAACACAACCUAUGACCUCAUCGCAAACAUAGUGCAUGAUGGGAAGCCAGCUGAAGGAGCAUACAGGAUCCAUGUGCUGCACCAUGGCACGGGCAAGUGGUAUGAGUUGCAAGACUUGCAGGUGACCGACAUUCUCCCCCAGAUGAUCACGCUGUCUGAGGCUUACAUUCAGAUCUGGAAGAGAAGAGACAAUGAAGAGGAGACCAACCAGCAAGGAGCUUGAGACGGCAGAUGGGAGCCACUGAAGGAUGAAGAGGGCAGAAUGCUGGGCUCACCAGUUU
This is a messenger RNA of Euleptes europaea (tarantolino), 1723 nucleotides long. It is a transcript of the gene USP39, whose product is annotated as ubiquitin specific peptidase 39. The record is from RefSeq and is a predicted model, not a curated record. Bases 1 to 1665 code for a protein of 554 amino acids. Gene Ontology annotation, biological process: mRNA processing; spliceosomal complex assembly; protein deubiquitination. The transcript is spliced from 13 exons. Gene Ontology annotation, molecular function: cysteine-type deubiquitinase activity; zinc ion binding. NCBI's taxonomy places the organism in Eukaryota, Metazoa, Chordata, Lepidosauria, Squamata, Sphaerodactylidae.